Messenger RNA from Phyllotreta striolata, 3451 nucleotides. The record is from the annotation of a GenBank genome assembly. NCBI's taxonomy places the organism in Eukaryota, Metazoa, Arthropoda, Insecta, Coleoptera, Chrysomelidae.
UUUAAUCAACUAAAUUGCUGCAAUUUAUUUCAUUCGACAAAUACUUUCCAUUAUUUAACCAGUUUUGUAUAAACGUUACAUAAAGCGCACUUUAGACCUCAUUCAAAAUAUUUAUUCGAUCCCUGAUUUAUCUAUUGAUCUUUAUUUAACUCAUAACAAAAACGUAUCCUAUCGCAUACUAGAUAAAUCGACGAGGAAUAAAGUAAACAAACACGACGCUUUUCCAUAAUCCAAAUUUAAAAUUGACAGUGACACAUACAACACGUUCGAGUGCAAGUUCAAUUGCAGUGGGCUAAUUAGAGUCGAAUUUCGGGCUCACUUUCACACAGGUCACAAGUAUUCAAGAAAGUGUCAAGGUGAACUUCAAUUCAAUUCACAGGCAAUCAUGAGAAAGAAAAAUCUGAAUAUGAUAAGUAUUCUCUAACAGUACGCAUAUAAAACCUUGAAAACCGAAGCAUGAAGUCAAUGAAGUAGAAGGAAGAGAACAGUUAGUAGAGUAUCGUAAAUUGUGACUGGUGUUCAAUCGAAAUCGUUUCAAUUAUGGGGCCGUUUGUGUUGCUGUUUCUGGUCCUAAUAAAUUUUUCUUCGAGUGCUGUGCUUAACUAUUACAGGGUAAACAACGAGGCUGGUUUAUACUCCCCCGACGACGAUGUGACGAUUUUAACGAUAAGUAAUUUCAAUAGCAGCAUAUACAGAAGCGACAGGGCGUGGAUGGUCGAAUUCUACAGUAACUGGUGCGGUUUUUGCCAAAGGGCAGCUCCGAAGUACAAGGCCUUCGCCUCUGACGUCAAGGGCUGGAAAGACCUCAUUGUAAUAGCCGCCUUAGAUUGCGCCAACGAAAGAAACGGACCCGUUUGUGAGUAUUUCGGCAUAACGAGAUACCCAACGUUCAGAUACAUCCACGAAAAUUACGUGGAAGGUCCCCAAAACACCGGUCUACCAAUUGUGGCUGAUUCUCACACGAACCACACCGAACACAGGAGAAAUUUAAUCGAGAUAAUGCGAAUCGAAAAAGCCCAAGGCAGGGGCAAACAAUUCCCGAAUUUGGAACCUUUCAACGAACAAGACGCUGCGAGAAUAUUCGAUAAAAAUCAAAAAAUAGGAUUUUUGAUUAUCCAAGAACCGCUCGACCCUGUAGGCGCUUCGAUCAUCCUAGAUUUCCACAAAGUAAACGAAGCAAUCAUACGAUACAGCUACAACAACUUAUCCUUCAUCACUGCAGAUUCUCUACCAGCUCUAUUCCAAGUAGAACCGAACGGUAACUUACAUCCCCUAAAUCUAACAGUAGGCAACAGGCUCGAAAUACGAAAUAUAAUUCGCGACAUCCUACUAGCCCGAGACAUCGAAGUACCGGUAGAAACGCUAAGGAACGUUUCCACAUCGAACGCAUCCAACCAGCCCAUCACCUCCACCAAAGAGGAUAUAGAACUGAGGAACAAAAUCAAGAAACUGGGCGACGUCGUGUUCCAACUCGACCUGGAGAACGCCAUUCGUUACUCGCUCAAGCGCGAAAUCGGCGGCAACGCCGACAUCAAAGGCGAGAAACUCUCGGCCCUGCGAAACUUCGUCGACGUGCUGGUCAAGUACUUCCCCACCAACAAGAAGGGCAGGUGUCUGCUGAGGCAGAUCCGCCACUACGCCAACAACACCGACGCCGCCAACGGCACGGAGAUCGCGCAAUGGGUGAAGGAGGCCGAGGACGCCGGCGACGUGUUCUCGGAGCCGCCGCACUGGCUCGGCUGCAAGGGCAGCUCGCCCACCAAGCGCGGCUUCCCGUGCGGCAUGUGGAAGCUCUUCCACUAUCUCACCGUCAACGCCGCUUUCGAUCCGAAGCAGUCGCGGGACGCCAAUCCGCGCAUGGUGCUGGAAGCCAUGCACGGCUACAUCAGGAACUUCUUCGGCUGCGAGGAUUGCAGCAAUCAUUUCCAGGCGAUGGCGCAGCGCAGGCAGCUGUUUAAGGUAUUGUCGUGGGAGGAAUCGGUGUUGUGGCUGUGGAGGGCCCACAACGAAGUCAACGAGCGCUUGUCGGGCGACAUCACCGAGGACCCAGAGUUUCCCAAGGUGCAGUUCCCGCCCAGGGCCAAUUGCGAGAAAUGCUGGAAGAGCGACGGCGCUCCCGACGAGGUAGAGGUUUUGAGCUACCUCAAAAGGAUGUACGCCAAGGAGAAUAUCAAUUAUUUGGGCGUUAAAGAUCCGAGCUUUGCUGCUUUCAAUAUGGAACCCCGGCCCGUUGAGGGUAAAUCUACAUCGGGGGCAGCGACAGUGGUCGGAAUAAAUGUAGCGUUGCUUUUUGGAUUCGUGAUCUCAAUGUUGUUAGUAGUUUCCUACUAAUUUAAUUAAAAGCCGUACCUGUAAGUUCAAAAUGGAUUAGUCGUCUUUAUACAAAACACAAAUAUUGUUAUGAAAGCCAAAUAUACACUUUACUAACCUAUUCUCCAUUUAAUGGAUAUUUAUUCGGCCGUACUAACAACGAAAAUUGAUCGAUAACAAAAGUAAAUUUUGAAAUUUUCCAGUGUUGGUGGUUUAUUAACAAUAUGUAAACAUUCAUAUAAGCCUUGUGAUAAAUUCGUUGAAAUUAUAUAAUUUUAGCUGGUAUGUGAUUCAUUAAUUUUUCGCACAUUCUAUUGACAUAAUAUUAUUAUUUCGGGUUGUUAUUAUGGGUAAAGGGAGCGUUGUCUUUAUAAAGCACUGUUGAAGCUAAAUUAGUCAAUUAAAAAGCGAGCUUGUUACAUUUUAGAAACUUACACGAAUCUCUAUAUAUCUAUAAUUUAGUCUUAUACAGCUCUAAUUGUAAGUUAUAAGGUUUCGAUUGAUAUCGGGAUAGUUUGAGGUCGUUUGUAAUUUUGAUAUUUGUGAUGUUUAAGUGCCAUUAAAUUGUACACAAUUUUUUAUAAUCGGUUGAUUUACUAUAGAAUAUAUUUCUAAACUCGAACCUCUCCUCUUUUUCAAGAGCGAAUAAUAAGCAAAUAAUCAAGCUAUCCUGUGUAAGAAAUAAGAAUUAUUCGGUGCUAUUUUCAAACGAUUUUAUUAUACACGUGUAUAUUUUAUUAAUAGAAUAGUUUUUAUGUUGUUUAUAAUAGAGAGAUAGUAAAACAUUUAAUUAGCAGGUGGUACAAAAUUUAAUGUAUUAGUAAUUUUUUUAUUGUAUUUUCCGGCAUUUUGUAUUCUUUUAAGUACCUUUCAACAUUAGAGCAACGAAUAUGUAGUGACUAUUUAGCCUAAUUUUAAUUUCUCGACGUGUUGCAUGUUCAAGAUAACCUCGAAGCUUCUCUUAUGAAUAAACUAAUUGAUUUUAUUCGAAUGAAACAGUAUUCUAUUUAUACAGUUAUCCACCCUAGUGAUAUAUUAUUAACAUUAUAUUUUUAUAUAUCGGUUUGUUAUUAAACGCGUUUAAUUAUACAAUUAUUUUAUAAGGAACUUCAUUGUAACUGUAGCUUGAUUAAUAUAUUUG